Messenger RNA from Saccostrea cuccullata (small rock oyster), 5856 nucleotides. Its product is annotated as helicase with zinc finger domain 2-like. The transcript has 10 exons. The record is from RefSeq and is a predicted model, not a curated record. Lineage: Eukaryota; Metazoa; Mollusca; Bivalvia; Ostreida; Ostreidae. Gene Ontology annotation, molecular function: RNA nuclease activity; 5'-3' DNA helicase activity; RNA binding. Bases 1 to 5313 code for a protein of 1770 amino acids.
AUGAGGAGGACAAUAGCAAGUGAAUUGUUCCCCAAGACAGCAACUACAUAUGCUGAGGACAGAGAAGAAAUCCAAACAUCCCCUAUAGAGAAAUUUGAAAUUUAUAAAUUCGAUGUGCAGUAUGAAGAAACAACAAAUUACAGAACAUGGAAAGAUGUUCCUUUAUCCCCAGAAUCUAAAGAAAGAAAGAAAAAACGCAGCCAUCCAAGCAAGAAAAACCGAGAAACUGUAGUCGAAUAUAAUGCAGAAUAUGGGGAACAAGAGAGUGAGACAGAUUCUGGAAAGGAUUCGUAUGAGUCUAGUAGCGAGUUUGAAAAACCAGCGAAAAAACCGUUUGACUAUGAGGCACCUGAAUACCAAAAUUCUCAGAUUGACAUAACAAGCGAUAGUGGCUUUGAAACGUUUGAUGUUGAAUCUAAUUUUGAGCAUGCACUUUCUGUGACUGACAGGAGACUAAGCAAUAGUGAUUUAGUGAUUUUUGGUAUUACCCUUAAAGAUAGAUUUAAAACUAGUUCUCAGAAAUACAAAAAAAUUGCAUCAUUCCAAUAUCAGAAAGAAAGAACCAAGGAAGAGCUUCUUCUCUUAUUAAAUCGGGAUAAGAAUAAAUACAAACGUUGCAUUAUUGAAUUAGAAUCAGCUCAUAAAGCGACUUGCAAAAAUUUAGAUUUGACAGAUGAAAUAAAGGAAAUACUUAUUUCAGGAAGAUCUAAAUGUGGGCGAAGUUUCACCGACGACGAGGUCGUGGUUGAGAUUCUCGGAGAAUCCAAAGCACAGACUACUUAUACUCCCAGGCUGAAAAGAGAUCAGGCAAAAGAAAGGAUAGACAAUAACAUUUAUGGAAAAGUGAUAGGAAGGCUACAAAGAAACAGAUAUGGAGAUUUAGAACAUCCAGUUUUGAUUUGUACUAAAGAUGAAUUUGCAAAUCACUUGAUGGAACCAUUAUGUAAAACUGUCCCAAAAAUUAAUGUCUCGCACGAAUUUUGCCAAAACAAAUAUCAAGUAGAUUUGUUUUCGUAUGAUGCAAAAAGAAAUGUUGUGGAAUAUCGAGAGACGCUUGACAUUAAUCAUGCUUACAAAAAGUCAUAUUGCUAUCUUGUAGCAAUAAUAUCUUGGGAUAAUAUGUAUCCAUUUGGAAUAACAUUGAAGGUAAUCAACACAAGAGGCGAUAUCAAAUCAGGUAUUGAAAUUCUUCGACUUCAAUACCGUGUUCCUUCUACGUAUUUUACUGUAAAGACAGAAGGUAUUGCAAGGAUUCUACAAUCAAAAGGUAACAAACCCUUAGAAAAUGAGAAAGUGAUAACGGUUUUCACAAUACACGACGGACAGGGUCCGAUAGAGACUGCUUAUAGUAUUACAACGUUGAAAUCUGGAUUGUACCGCAUUGGUAUUCACAUUGUUGAUCCUUCUUUAACAAUUGAAAAAGGAGAUAUUCUUGACACAGAAGCGCAAAGACGAGGAGCAGAUUUUUAUGUUAACAAAGAUGUUGAACCCGUAUACAUGAUACCAGCAAGUCUGAGUCGUGAACUUUUCAGUAUUGAGCUUGGCAAGGAAAGGCAAACUUUGACAGUUUUCUUUACUGCCUCAGUUGUUGAUGAUCUUCCAUCGUACCACAACUUCGAAUUUCCAAGAAAUGUGGAAAAGUCAUGGGUGAAAUCUGAGAAACAAUACAGUAUACAAGAUGUUCAAACACUACUGAAGACAAAAUGUUUGGAUGAUGACAUCCGUAAGCUCUACCUUGUGUCAGAGCAGUUAAGAAAACAAAGGAUCGGGAAUGCCUCAUUUUUCACUGAUAUUAACAAAAUGUUUCCCUAUGAGAAACACAAUUUCAUUGAGUGUAUGGAUGCUUUUUUAUUAGUACAAGAGAUGAAAAUUUUUGCAAACCAAACGGUUGCAAGCUUUUUGUUUGAAAAGUAUCCCGAUUGCUUACCAUGCAAAUGUCAUGAUCCUCCCUCACAAAGCGUUAUUAUGAAGUGGAAAAAAGCUCAUGGUGAUCAUAUGGAGAAGAUUUUAUUCAGUCUUCAGGAUUGUGAAAUGUCAGUUAAUGCCCGGUGCACAAUUUUUGACAGAAGUUUGGAUCGAUUGAGGUAUAGAAACGUUAUACCGGUACAAAAGAAUGUAUGUGAAAUACUGCAAGAAUCAUAUACAUCAAAUCAAUUUGACAAGUUUCAGCUUGUUCUUGGAGCGGACGAAAUACAUCCAAUGCAAGCUCUAGCAUUAGAGGAAUGGCUUGAAAUUCAAAAAAAUGUUGAAUACAGAUGUCCAGUGAAGAAAAAUGAAGCUAAUCAUUUUGGAUUACGUGUCCCUAUCUACACGUCGUUUACUGCGCCUCUUAGUCGUUAUAUUGAUCUCGUAGUGCACAGAUUGGUGCAUGCAGCUUUGGCAAAUGUCAGACAGCCACCGUACUCUAAACCUGAAAUCCGGUCGAUUUGUACAGAAAUGAACAGCGUAUAUCGGAGAAGAAAACAAUUUAGGAAUGAAUGUCUCAAAUUAUUAUUUAGUAAUUUACUCAAUACUGUUCCCUGUACAUUUAAUGGCUUUGUUCAUAAUGUUUCUGACAAGGACAUUGAAUUGAUAAUUCCUACUUUGAGAAAAUUACCGAGAACCAGUAAGUUGUUACCAAUUAACUUGUUACAUUCGAAGCAAAAACCAGAAUUUACGAAAGAUUUCCUAAGUGAUCGUUAUAUGUUAACAGUUAAAUGGCAAAAUCGCAUAUAUUCACGGAAAAGAAAAAUAAGGAAUUUACCACACAAAAUGGAAUACUUCAAAAUCAAUCCUCAUCAAAACGUAAAAUUUCAUAUUUUGAAAAACUGGGUAAAUAUAAUAAGAGCGCUUUUGAAUAAAGAAACUCAUUCAUUAAUGAUGACUGAAGAACAAUUUAUUUCAAACCAACAAAUACCUGAAUCGUGGAAUACUGUCAAUGACGUGAGCUCAGAGAUAUGUAGUGGAAACUUUGCACAACAGAAUUGCAAUUAUAGUCUUUCUUUCAAUUAUGGACAAAUAUUAGUCAUCCAGAUGUACGCAGAGUCUAGAAAGGGAAUUAUGACACCUCUGCCUCAGCUAGUUGACAUUACACCAAACGUUAAAAUAUGUUUACAACACCUGCGAAAUCCCCUUGGUGUUUUGUCUUUGGUGGCCACAAAAUCUGCAAAAGAAAAGUACUCUUCCUGCAAAGAGUAUAUAGACAUCUGGAUGUCAAUUUUUUCCAUGGAAGUUGCUAAACAAACUGUUGACGACGAUUCAUUUACAAUAAAUGAUUUGCCACUUACAUUUCGAAAAAGAAGUGGAGCCUUUUCUCUCCAUUGUUCCUUCUUGGAAAAACGUGAUAUUGAGUUCGCGACUUAUUCCGUCGACCUUUUGAAUGUAGAGCAGGAUGUAAACAACAGCAAUGAAAAUGAACGUUUCUACUUGUAUGGAUCUGAUUAUCUGUGCAUUAGGUGUCCCUUGGAAACACCGACUGAUGUUGUUACAAGUUUUGCUAAUGGGGCUAUUUCUCCACGGUACAGGUAUUGGAUCUCUCAUGCUCAAGUACAAGAUGUCCAGUUAAAAACAGAAAAAAACGAAAAAGUGGUUAGUGUGAAGUUUCUUUAUCACAGCAAAAGUCCUCCGAUACCACAAGAAGUGCUGAACAAAAAGAAAGAGUGUAGUGUAGAAAUAUUACCAAAAUCUAAUAUCAACAGGACAACCGAGUUGUAUGUGAAAUGGCUGGGAGAUGCAUCGGAGCUUGCUAAAGCUAUUGCAUUAAGAAGACGUCCCCCUGUUCUCGACAAAAUACACAAAGAUAUGGGGGAGAUAGCGCCAAGUCUACAAGUUCCAGAACUCCUAAUUGUCUACAAUAAUAAUCAAAGAAGAGCAAUGAAAAGAGCACUUUCUUCCAGCUUUUCCUUAAUUCAAGGCCCUCCAGGUGCAGGGAAAACAUUCACAGGAGUUGCAUUGGUUCGUCUUUUCUGUUCCAUCAAUCAAAAGUAUUUUGAAAUGAAAGGUGGAAACAAACAUUUAGUGGUAUUUUGUGGAUCAUCCAACAAAUCUGUUGAUUUAGUAACAGCUUCUUUAAAGGAAGUGUUUCAGCACCAGUUGAAAAUUCUUCGAAUGUAUGACAGAGCAGUAGAAUGUAAAGAAUUUCCAAUACCAGGCAAAACAUUUUCAAUGAAACAAACUGAAUGUGCACCUGAUGAAUCUCUUCGUGACCUCACACUUCAUCACAUCAUUCGGAAACCUGGAAAUGAAUACGCUGAAAAGAUAAGGGAUUUUGAUAGGAAAUUCAAACUUGGGAAAACAGUAGAUUAUCAAGACGUAAAGCAGUACAAUAUACACAUCGCUAGAGCUAUGAAGGAGGAAAUACCAAAAUAUGACGUCAUUUUAUGCACAACAGCCGUUGCUAGAAGUUUGCGACUAUUGACUGCUACAGGUAGAUCCAUUUAUCAGCUUCUGAUUGACGACGCUGGUAUGUUUACAGAACCAGAAUGUGUAUCAACAAUUGUUGCUACCCAAGCAAAACAGGUCGUUUUGCUAGGAGAUCAUAAACAGCUUCAACCAGUUGUCUUAUGUGAGGAAGCUAGAGAGCUGGGACUUCAGAAAUCCUUGUUUGAGCGCUAUGCUGAAUCUCAAAAGUCAGAUAAAGUCCUUACUCUUCUAACUAAUCAAUACAGAAUGCAUCCCAGCCUAUGUCGCUUCCCAUCCAAGGCAUUUUACGACAUGAAAGUGAUAACCCAGAAGUCUCCAAAAUGGGAAAUGUUACAGCCACUUGGCAUGUGGCACAAUCCUAAAAAUCCUUUAAUCUUUUGUCACAUAGAAGGGGAAGAGGAGUACCUCGCAAAUGCAACCGAAGAAGGCAAUGAGAUGCCCAGAUUUAACAAGGCUGAGAUUGAUCAAGUGGAAAAAGUGUUCCAUCAUUUGGUAAAAAAAGAAGGAAUAUGUUCUGCAGACAUCAACAUCAUGUCCCAGUACAACGCCCAGUGCAGUAAAAUCCGAGAGAGACUUAAAAAACAUGUCCAGCAUGUCAACACGGUUGUGGCAAGUCAAGGUGGAGAAUGGGACUAUGUUAUAUUUAGUCUGGUAAGGUCCUUACCAGAGUACAGAAUCGAACCCCAUCCAACAAUGGGAUGGUGUAAGGAAAACCUGGGCUUCAUCACAGAUUACCAUCAGAUAAAUGUGGCACUUACUCGAGCAAGAAAAGGACUUGUCAUUAUUGGUAACGAAAGGCUUGUACAAUGUGAUGGUAUUUUCAAGAUGCUGUUGAGUGAAUAUGCACGGCAUGGGUGUAUACUGGAUGCUGAAAAUUUUCCACCAAAGAAAAAGGUUCAAAAAAGGGCUUGAAUUCCUCAAAAUUGCGUUAUGAAAACACGAAAGAUCUAUUCACUUAACAUGCAUAUCAUGCAUGAAUGUAUAGACGAUGCUGAAAAUUUACCACCAAGAAAAGUGAUCAAGGAAGGACUUGAACUUGUUGAUAUUUUUUUUACCAGAGAAAACACUGAUAUUUUUUUUUUCAAAAUUAAUCUACAUUUACUGAACUUACAAUAAACAUUUAUAUCAUGAAUUAUGAGACAUAAACUAUAUAAUUUUAUCACAUGCAUCUACUUUCAUCAAAUGAAUAUUAAUUACGACCUUACUUAUACCUGCCUUUUUGUCAAAUGUACCAAGUCAAAAUAUUCCUGUGCAUUUUUGGAAUAUUUUGAUAAAGGAAGGUCAUAAUUGUAGAGAUCAUAGAAAAAUGUUUUUACUUGAUGAAUGAGAGAAAUUUAUUGUCCCUUGAAUCUCUUCUAGGAUGAAAAUUCUCGCAUUUUUAUCCUUCUUGAAACAUUACCAUAUUAAUGUUCUUCAUUGUGUACAACUUAUUGUUAUUUGAUAAACUUUGUAUUG